CUAGGAACGUUUUUUCGGCGUUCUUCUUUGUGCGGUGGCUGCUGCGGCUGCUUCGGUUUUACUUCGUGCGUUCAUCAUGUGCUCGUUGUAUUCGCUACUCGCACUUUCUCUCUCUCUUACACUUACGCUUAUUGGCUUGCUGCUAUGUCACACACACACGCAAACAGGCACACAUGGCUAGCUUUUGUGUCUUUUUCGCGUGAACAAAUGCAAAUCAGCAGACAAUGCAAAAAAAUGCAAAGUUGUUGCCAUAAAUCUCAGUCAUCAAAUUGCGUUUUAUAAGCUCCUUCUUUUUCAUCUUUUCUGCGAAGCGCAUAACGCAUGUAACGGCAUUUCAAAUGCAAAUCAAAUGCAGAGCGCUGUUCGCCAGCACAAAAAAAGAAGAAGAAAAAAGAAACCAAGAAGGAAAAAGAAAAAAGAGGAGAGCGCGCAGCUGAGCUUGGAGCGUGGGCGCACGACGACGAUGCCGACGACGACGAUAGGCAACGAGCCAUACAUAAACCGUUGCGUUGGCGUUUUCGGCAGCGUGAGAGAGAGCGUGAAGGACCAAGAGAGAGAGAGAGAGAAAGAGAUUGUUCAGCGAGAGCGCGUUCAAAACCGAAAAUUUCGUUUCGAAAAGCGCAAAGCGCUGCGGCAACCUUAAAAGUCUUUUGUUAUCCACCUACCAAAUCGUAUAAAAAUAAAACGAAAUGUAGAAAACUCAUUAAUCAAAUUAUUACUAAUCAAUGAUAAUACCAUUUACAGUCCAGCCAAAACCCAACAGAAAUAAAAUCAAAUUAAAUAAGAAAUUCAUAUAAAUAUUGCUGCUAUGUGACCUUCGCGUGUGGCUGUAAGUCCAAAAAAGAAUGCAACAACAACAGCAACAAAAACAACAGCAACAACAACACCAGCAGCAGCAGCAGCAGCAAAACAAGAAAAAACACACACGACACACGAAUUUCAAUUUAAAUUUCAAGGUUAAUGUGCAGCAGUGUCGCAAUAACAACAACAACAACAGCAACCAAAACCACGGCCCCAACAACAGCAAAGCAAAAAUCGCUUAAAAUAAAUCUAAAAUAAAAUAGUGUAAAUUCUUAAAAUGUGUUGUGUUAUCGAUAUCAGUUUCAAUUAAAUCGGCCACUGUCGUGACUUUCGUUACGUUACGUUGCGUUACGUUUGCGUUUGCGUUUACGUUCCAUUCAAAUUCCCCUGUUGCCCGUUUACUUUGAAACUCACUUUCCCUUUCUGUUGGCUGCCAUGUGUCGAUCAACAUAAAGCAACGUAAACGAGUUCUUUUUGGUUGACAGUCUGGCAACGCCAUUGCCCUUAGAAGUGGGGAAGCAUUUUUGAUUCAUGCCGCUAGCCGCAGAGCGCAGAGACGAGCCGUCGAGCAGUUGCCAGGUUACGGAUAGAGAGUUGCAGCUGACGCUGAGGCAGCUGAAACAGCUGAAGCAGGCGAAAAUCGACACGACACACGACAUAUUAAUGAUGAUGAUGGGGCCAUGAGCCCAUCAUUUAUCGCAUUGAAUUGGAGUCGCAAGCGCGUCUCAAGCGGGCCUGCACCAUGCUAGCACCGCCGAACCCGAGGUCAAUAUGCGGCCAGGACCCGGGCUGGUCGUGAUGGCGCUUGCGUUUAUUUCGGGGGCUCGGCGUGCCAGCACCACCAAUACCAUCAGCAGCGGCAGCAGCAGCAGCAGCAGCAGCAGUCGCUCGAUAACAACACCAACAACAACAACAGGAAUAGGAACAGAAACAACAACACAAUCGGCAACACAUUUACCGUCCAGCUACGAUUCGGCCCGCAGUGGAGAAGCUGUUGGUGGCGGCUUCUCGUAUCUGCUGCCAGGAUUGCACGACGGUAGCCCCGGUGACGCCCCCGCCCACGUAUUGCCGCUGCUCCAGUUUGAUUAUUAUCAGCGGCGGCCCGCCUUGCAUCCGCCAGACGAAACGCUGCGGCGCGCUCGCAGUCUCGAAAGGGGCAGAGGCACAGAAUCGACGGCGACGGCGGCGGGGGCGCCCGAGUCCAGUGAGGCAACGCUCAUCAGCGAGAGAGACGACGGGCGGGAGCAAGAGCAGGAGCAGGAGCAGGACGAGGAGCAGGAGGAUAGUAGUGGACUGCCAGUGCAAUACGCUUCAUCGCGUGCUUUUGACGAGGAGGCGGACGAGGACAUCUUUGCGCUGGUCGCCGAGGACGAUCUGUUUUCGGAGGAAUCGUUCGAUCGUCUAAUAAAGCUGAGCGAGGACGCAGCCACCGAAGAGGAGGACUACAAUCAAGCGUUAAGUCAGCAACAACAGGAGCAGGAACAGGCGCGGGUACGGGAACAGGAACGGAAACGGGAACGGGAACGGGAACGAGAACGAGAACGGGAACGAGAACGGGAAACGGAGCAGCAGGACGAAAGUCGUUUGGUCGAUGAGAGCGUGCUGCAUGCGCAACACAACGAGAACGAGAACAAGAAGCAGAAAGAGAGGGAGAGCUACAACAGCAACAACAACAAGCGAGAAACAGGUGAAGAACAGGAGACUCGAGCCAACGACGCCUAUGCGUCGCAUCUAAUCGCAUUCGGCCAAAGGGACGGCGGCACGAAUCUAGGAACCGCAACAGCAACAACAACGAGUGCAGCAACUGGUGACAGCUCGGCGAGCGUAACGCCUGCAGAUCCACGAAAGUCCAUACUCGGCUCUGCAACAGCUCUAACACGCCUUAACCCUUGGAUAUCAGCUUGUGAUCUGGCACAGCCGGGCACAACCGGCACCGAUUUGCAGGGUCAGUGCUCGGCUGGCACACUGCCCAUGGCCUGGGUUGAUGAGGGACCUGGUCCGCCAAUCUGUCCGCGUUCCUGCGCCGAACAGCAGCCAAUGGAAAGCAGCAUCGAUAAUAAUAAACUCAAGUAUUUCAUAAAUGCAAAUACGAUUAACUAUAAGACGACGCAUAAUCGCAACAGCAACAGCAACAGCAACAAUAACUUAAAGGCCAUGUCUCGAGUGCGACGCGAUAGGCAAUGGGAUGAGAAUGUUGUUGUUGUUGAUAAUGCCCCAACGGAGGCGGCAGCAACAACAACCACAACCGAGCAGGAGUUGGACGAUGUGGAGCAGGAGGCGUUGGAGGCAAGCAGCACAGUCAGCAGCAACAUUGAAGAUGAGAUUAUGCUGGAUGAGGAUCAAUCCACACUGCUUUAUAGCCAACUCCAGACACACGAACAACUCAGCGUCAACGAACACCAACAACAACAACAACAACAACAACAACAACAACAGCAACAACAACAGUGCCUUGAUUACCUGGGCGAUGCAGCCGAGACGAGUCCACAGCAUCUGUGCGGCCUUCGCUCACCUGGUCAGCUGCUCGCCCGCCUGCGCACCCUACGACUGCGCCAUUGCUGUGAACGUAGCGUGUUCAGUGCGCUUCACACAUUGGCUCUAAAUGUGACGCUCUCGGACCGGGAUGAGUGCAUUCGAUUGCUAAGCGAUCUACUCGAUGUGGAUGCGCUGGCCAAUCGCAUCACCUGCGAACUGGCCGAGAUACUCUUUCGCUUCGACUGCCGCCAGGUGUAUUCGCUGGUCAAUCAAUGCGAUGACUGCAAGGAAGCUUAUCGUCGCUGGGUGUGCAGCACGCUGGUGCCGUAUUUCGCUGAGCCGCAGGAUGUGGAUGCAGCGGCAAAGCCGACGCCAACGCCAGCGUCUGCGUCAGCGCCAAGCGAUGAACUCGCCACGCCGCGAGGGGCAGCUGUAAAGACAAUGCCAGCGGGCAAAAGUAAACGUGCAGCACGAACCGUGGGCACAGCAAGCGGAGGCGGUGGAGGAGGAGGAGCUGCUGCUGCUGCUGUUGCUGCGGCCGCCACCGCUGCUGUUGGUGGCACGGGCAACGGCAUCAAGCAUAAAUCUCAGAAAUUAAUCAGCAAUAACAAUAAAUCAAAUAACGGCAAUAACAUGAACGAGCGUCAGAUUAAUCAACAGCAUGACGAGGACAAUGAGCCCCGCGAUGAGCCGCAAACAAAGCUCUCGACUGCGACUGUGGCUCGGGCGUUCUACGAUGUCGUUGGCAUUGGCCAGACCCAGACCCAAGCCCAAGUCCCGGCCCCAGUUCACAAACAGUUCCAGACCCAGUUCCAGUUCCAGUUCCAAUUACACAACAACAGCAACAGCAACAGCCAUAGCCGAGCUGCCACUGCUCAGCGUGAAGAGGAAGACGAACAAUUCAAUAAUUUCAUAUCGACUGCCAAUAAUGCGGAUCCCAGUGCAGCGGAUCCAGUGAUAUCAAAACUACAAAAGAGAUCAACACGCAAGGCAGAGUUCCGCAAACGCCGCAGGAUUCGACCCUGCCUUAGCGUCUGCCAAACCGUCGAACAAAAGUGCCCCUAUCUGCUGCCCGCCGAUCGCGCUCCCGCGCUGCCCACCCAAUAUGCCGGCGAGCCGACAUUUGUAUGCCUAGAUCAAAAUAUACCGGAGACUGGAGAGCAGUUGAAGAAGUCGAGCUAUGGCCCCAACGACUGCUGCUACAGCUACUGCAAUGGACCCACUGAGGGCAUCUGCACCAUCUGCCCGAGCUUUGCGCCCACCUUCGACUCGGCCAGCAACAAGAGCAGCAACUCGAGCUCAAGCGGUCAUCGGGUGCACAACAUAACGCUGACGCUGAGCUCCCCGGCGGGGGAGCAUGCACGUGCUGCGAGCGUCUCGCUGGCAUUGAGGAACAUCUCACGAACGACUGGGGAGCAGGCAGCUGGCUUGCUGGAGCAGUUGCCGUAUUAUGCGCAUUACGAGAGCGUCUACUACUAUGAUGACGAUGAGCAGGGCAGCGAGAUGCCGGAGCGGGCGCUGUCUGGCGGCUGCGCGGCGGUGCCGUCAGUGAGCAGCCGCUGUGAUAUACCCUAUUAUGCAUCCGGUGUGGCGCCGACGCCGCCGACGCAGCUGCUUGUCUGGUUGAGUGCUCUGCUUGGUCUGUUGAGCAGCUGUGGCGCUGGGGCGGCGAGACAGCGCUGCAGUGGGCGUGCCCAGAGGGCGGCAGCGGCAGCGGUAGCGGAACGUGUGGAUUCAUGUCCGGGCAGCUGUCAUGAGCUGUUAGCGAACAGUCCAAGUCCGAAUCCAAGUUCGAGAAAGAGAGACGGAAAUGGAAGCGGAAUCAGAGGCGGAGGCGGAGCCGGAGGCGGAGGCGGAAACGGAAACGGAAGUGCAAGCUUCACUGCCACACACAACAGACACAAAUGGGCGUGGCCAUGGGAAUGGGAAUGGGCAUGGCCGUGGUCGUGGUCGUGGACAUGGGCAUUAACAUGGGCAUGGGCAUGGCUAUGGUCAUGGCUAUCGCUCAUAUGCCGAAAAGUGCGUUAUCUACGCGUAUCGCGAGACCGUAGUCGUAUAAUUAACUAUAAACACAUACAGCUACAGUUACAACCACAGAUACGAAACAGACGUUGCACGAGCGAUAGGAAUAGAUAUGAUAGGAAUUACCGUUACAUCUACUAUUACAACUACAACAUCAACGAUUGGUGGCGGAGAUGGAAGUGGUUAGGCAGCGAUGGUCGAGCGGCAACCAUCAUCUCAAAGGGCGCCUUAUAGUGCAUGCAAUAAGUAUGCGGCCACACACACACCCUCACAGAAACACACACACACACACACACACACACACAUACACACAGAGAGAAACACAUUGCGAAUUUUCACUAAGAUUUGCAGUUCAAAACAAAAAAAUGAAAAAAACCAAUGAAAAAACCCAGAAAAGAAAAAUGUCAUUAAUUGUAUUUCGUACUCUAGAAAAUUACUCGUAAUGCUAGCUAAUUAAAAAACAAAAAAAAAAGAGAAAAGAAAAACAAGUUGAGUGUAAAAACAAAGAAAAUUUGCAGGUCGUUUCGCCUACCAAUUUGUUUGGAAGGGAAAACUCAAUGAGAGCAAAUGAUAAAUGGGAAAAGAAAUUGAAAAUGGAAAAG
Messenger RNA from Drosophila hydei, 5900 nucleotides. RefSeq lists its product as uncharacterized. The record is from RefSeq and is a predicted model, not a curated record. Gene Ontology annotation, cellular component: plasma membrane. Lineage: Eukaryota; Metazoa; Arthropoda; Insecta; Diptera; Drosophilidae. The transcript has 5 exons. Gene Ontology annotation, biological process: calcium ion import across plasma membrane. Gene Ontology annotation, molecular function: stretch-activated, monoatomic cation-selective, calcium channel activity. Bases 1573 to 5532 code for a protein of 1319 amino acids.